Messenger RNA from Penaeus monodon (black tiger shrimp), 1426 nucleotides. RefSeq names its product TAF6-like RNA polymerase II p300/CBP-associated factor-associated factor 65 kDa subunit 6L. Gene Ontology annotation, cellular component: SLIK (SAGA-like) complex; SAGA complex; transcription factor TFIID complex. Gene Ontology annotation, molecular function: protein heterodimerization activity; transcription coactivator activity; RNA polymerase II general transcription initiation factor activity. The record is from RefSeq and is a predicted model, not a curated record. NCBI's taxonomy places the organism in Eukaryota, Metazoa, Arthropoda, Malacostraca, Decapoda, Penaeidae. Gene Ontology annotation, biological process: transcription initiation at RNA polymerase II promoter; RNA polymerase II preinitiation complex assembly.
GUGAGUGGGCUUAUGUGAGUGGCCAUACCAUGGUGAAAGGUGAGGCAGAAAGUGAUACUGUUCCAGCUCCACAGCAGCUCUCAGCAGAACAUACGCAGUACUAUAAGAUGCUCUUCACUAUCAUAGGUGGAUCAUCAAAUGAUCUUUUUAAGUUGAUGUGUGAAGAUGUAGCAACGUCACCAGGCAUAACAUCAUUGGUUGGUCCAAUCGUCGGAGGAGUUGUGCGUGGUGCGCAGCGUGCCCGGCAGAAACCUCAUGUUCUUCGACGUAUACUGCUGGUAAUAAGAGCACUCUUAGUCAAUCCACAUCUACAUCUAGGACCACAAAAUUAUAUGCGAGAUAUCAUAAAUGUCUUGGUGUACUGUAUAAUUAUUGAACGAAAAAAUGCACAAGAUACUCAGAUGAUCAGAAGUUUGGCUUCAAAUGUGUUACUCCAGGUUGUAUCAAGACAGCCAGGGUGUCGUGGAACAUGGGAAACAGUGGUGACAAGCCUUGGAGGAGUAGUAGCAAGUAGCAGCUGUCCUUGGGGUCAACAUAUAGGAGCUCUUACAGGUCUCCUCAUCCUAGGUGCUCCAGCUAUAUUGCACAGCCUAACACCAAUUGCUCGACCAUACCAUGUCCGCCUCACUCAUGCUAUCUCACAAUCCUCCAUAACAACAUCUCGGGACAUUCAUGAUGCUCAUACAACAAAUUGCCUACUUCUAGCAGGAUUAGUGAAGGUUAUGUCCGCUUUUGUGAAAUGUCUUCCUGACAGUUUUGUAGUAUCUCCACCCACGAAGAACAUACUUCACACUUCUGUGAAACACAGCAGUGAUGAGUUUAUAACUCCAGCCAGCAUAGGUGAUAGUGAUGUAACUUUUGAGCAAGUACAGGAGAUAUACAAGUUGGGAGAAGAGUCUUUUGGAAGUGCCUUUGUUGUUCAAGUACCUGGUGUUUACCUUUGCUUCUGCCACGAUCAUAUUCCAAGCUUUCUUAAUUCAUCUGUGUACCGUGACCAAGCUAGCACAGGAGAUGCACUCCUUAACCCACCUGCCACAAAGAAAGCCAGAAAUAUAACCUGCCACUCUACUAAUAAGCCAAAGCCAAGAAGAAGUCAACAUGUAAUUCCUUCCCAGAUAUUUGAAGGUUACAAGUCACUGACAGAUAGGCCAGUAAAUAUUCCCAUGAGCAUUCGAAGCUGUGGGGAAAAAAGUGUGGAGAGCCUUAAGAAGAAGAGGAAUUCUCUUCCAGCAGUAAUUCCUCAUCCACACCGUGCUCUCCUGGCUCACUACAGUUCUCGUAUCACAGGCUGCAUGCCUCACAAUACCUUCACAAGACCUUUACAUCCGCCCCUUCGACCUGGAUAUUCUCUUCAAUAUCUUAUACUAUAAUCAAGUUACAGCACUCAUGGAGAGAAGUAAUUAUCUUAAUUACAGAAUAGUCUAAG